Heterobilharzia americana is the source of this 888-nucleotide messenger RNA. NCBI's taxonomy places the organism in Eukaryota, Metazoa, Platyhelminthes, Trematoda, Strigeidida, Schistosomatidae. The record is from the annotation of a GenBank genome assembly.
AUGUUUCCUGUUAAAUCGGUGAGGUUACCACGUAUCAUUAUUGGUUUUCGAAAUCUGUUCUACAAUACGUCUGCAGCAGACACCAAAAAGCGAAGGACAUGGAUCACCUAUUCGUUGCUGGUCUUUCCUGCUACCGCAUUCGCUUUGGGAUUUUGGCAAAUUCGUAGAAGAAAGUGGAAAAUUGAAUUAAUUGAAACACUAAGUGCACGAAUUCCUGCUAAGCCUAUAACCUUACCACAGAAUGUUGUUUCUAGCCUCGAACUUCCUGAAUUUACUCAUGUUUCAGUUCGAGGCCAUUUCGAUCACUCUCGCGAAGUGAUUAUUGGACCACGUUCGUUAAUUGAAGAUAUGAUACCUCCUACAGGUUACGGGAGCGAGUGGGCAUCAAAAUCACGGCAUAACUUAAUACGGUCACCUAUAUCAAUUCCGUCUUCUCCUGGUUACUUUGUUGUAACACCAUUCUUUCUAGAGAAUAAACCUGGGACUUCUAUACUUGUGAACCGCGGAUGGGUCCCAUUCGGUGCGCGUGAUCCGACGAUUCGACCCAACGGACAGGUCAAAGGAAUAGUGGAAUUAUCGGGUUAUGUGCGGUAUCCAGAAAAGCCACCAAUUCGAAUCUUUGGUACAAAAAUUAAAAAUCUUAUCUGCCUAGACGAAAACCAAAAUCCUCAUAUUCGUUAUUCUUGUCGAAAUAUUGAGAAAAUGUGUGAUGAUCUGAAAACGCUACCAAUAUUUGUGGAUGCUGAUUAUGAGUCUAGCAUUGUUGGUGGUCCAGUAGGCGGACAAACCCGAGUCGCUUUGCGUAAUGAGCAUGCGUCAUAUAUUUUCACUUGGUUCUCUCUAGGCAUAACUGGUCUUGGAAUGUGGAUAUAUUUUUUCAUUAUGUGA